GCUUUAGCGCAGCCUCAGUAGAAACAAACACGGGGUGGGGCGAGGACGCAUGCGUACUGGGAAUGUCCUUGCGAGUUAGGAUGGUGACUCUGUUCCAGGUGGGAGGUAAAUGUGGGCACAGUUUUAGAGUGGUGAUGGGACUCAAGCCCUUGAAGAUCUUGGCACAGAGCAAUUCUGGCUGUCCAGCUGGAAUGUAUUAAAGCCUUUCCACUCUCGGGCUCUGCCCCCAGGAUGGUGGUGCCUUCGUUAAAACUUCAGGACCUAAUCGAAGAGAUACGCGGGGCCAAGACUCUGGCCCAGGAACGGGAAGUGAUUCAGAAGGAGUGUGCGCAAAUUCGGGCCUCCUUCCGAGAUGGGGACCCCCUGCAGAGGCAUCGCCAGCUGGCCAAAUUGCUCUACGUCCACAUGUUGGGCUACCCCGCCCACUUUGGACAGAUGGAGUGCCUGAAACUGAUCGCCUCCCCCAGAUUCACAGACAAGAGGGUGGGCUACCUUGGGGCCAUGCUUCUAUUGGAUGAGAGGCACGACGCCCAUCUGCUCAUUACCAACAGCAUCAAGAAUGACCUGAGCCAAGGGAUUCAGCCAGUUCAGGGUCUGGCCCUGUGUACUCUCAGCACCAUGGGCUCUGCUGAGAUGUGCCGAGACCUAGCCACCGAGGUGGAGAAGCUGCUCCUACAACCCAGCCCCUAUGUGCGGAAGAAGGCUGUUUUGACUGCUGUGCAUAUGAUCCGGAAGGACCCAGAGCUCUCCAGCAUCUUCCUCCCACCUUGUGCCAAACUGCUCCGUGAGCGUCAUCAUGGCAUCCUGCUGGGCACCGUCACGCUGAUCACGGAGCUCUGUGAAAGAAACCCUGCAGCCCUCAGGCACUUUCGAAAGGUAGUACCCCAGCUGGUACAGAUCCUCCGGACUCUAGUGACAACAGGAUACUCAACAGAGCACAGCAUCUCUGGAGUCAGUGAUCCCUUCUUACAGGUCCAGAUACUUCGUCUGCUUCGAAUCCUGGGACGGAACCAUGAGGAAAGCAGCGAGGCCAUGAAUGACUUGCUGGCCCAGGUCGCCACCAACACAGACACCAGCCGAAAUGCAGGCAACGCGGUCCUGUUGGAGACAGUGCUUACCAUCAUGGACAUCCACUCUGCAGCAGGCCUCCGGGUUCUAGCUGUUAACAUUCUUGGCCGUUUCUUGCUCAACAAUGACAAGAAUAUUAGGUAUGUGGCCCUGACAUCGUUGCUUCGGUUGGUGCAAUCUGAUCACAGUGCUGUGCAGCGUCACCGGUCCACUGUGGUAGAAUGUCUACAGGAAACAGAUGCCUCCCUUAGCAGGCGGGCCCUGGAGCUGAGCCUGGCUCUGGUGAACAGCUCCAAUGUGCGAGCCAUGAUGCAGGAGUUGCAGGCCUUUCUGGAAUCCUGCCCCCCUGAUCUUCGGGCUGACUGUGCCUCGGGCAUCCUGUUGGCUGCAGAGAGGUUUGCUCCAAGCAAGCGGUGGCACAUAGACACCAUCCUGCACGUGCUGACCACGGCAGGCACCCAUGUGAGGGACGACGCAGUGGCCAACCUGACCCAGCUGAUUGGGGAGGCUCAGGAGCUUCAUUCCUACUCUGUGCGCCGCCUCUACAGUGCCUUAGCAGAGGACAUCUCUCAGCAACCACUGGCUCAGGUGGCAGCCUGGUGCAUUGGCGAGUAUGGGGACCUCCUGCUGGAGGGUACCUGCCAGGAAACUGAGCCUUUUCAGGUGGAAGAGGAGAAAGUGCUAGCUCUCCUGGAAAAAGUGCUACAGUCCCACAUGUCCCUACCAGCCACCCGAGGCUAUGCCAUCACAGCUCUCAUGAAACUCAGCGCCCGGUUCCGGGGAGACAACAAUCGUAUCCGCCAGGUGGUGUCCAUCUACGGGAGCUGUGUGGACAUAGAGCUUCAACAGCGGGCUGUGGAAUAUAACGUACUCUUCCAGAAAUAUGACCACAUGAGGGCUGCCAUCCUUGAAAAGAUGCCGCUUGUGGAGCGUGGUGAUUCUCAAGUUAUUGAGGAAAAGAAGGAAAACAAAGAAGGGGCCCAGCUCUUGGAAGCAGCAGCCCCUGUCCCCACAGAGCCCCAGGCCGCUAAGCUCUUGGAUCUGCUCGAUCUCCUGGAUGACACUCCUGGGCAUACCCAACAUCUUCCUCUGGCUCCUUCCCCAGGGGAGGCCUUAGUACACCUCCUCGACCUUCCCUGUGCACCUCCGCCCCCUGCUCCCAUCCCCAGUCUCAGAGUGUUUGAACGUGAGGGUGUACAGCUGGACCUUUCUUUCACACGGCCCCUGGAAACCCCAGGCUUGCUCUUAGUCACUGCCACCAGCACCAACUCCUCAAAGGAGGAUGUUACCCACUUCGUUUGCCAGGCAGCUGUGCCCAAGAGUUUCCAGAUGCAAUUACAGGCUCCCAGUGGGGACACAAUUCCAGCGCAGGGUGGCCUUCCUGUCACCCAGCUCUUCAGAAUCCUCAAUCCUAACAAGGCAACUUUGCGACUAAAGCUGCGCCUCACCUACAACCACUUUGGCCAGCCAGUACAGGAGAUCUUUGAGGUGGAUAACUUGCCUGUGGAGACAUGGCAGUAAAUUGCUGUGGUCUGUGUCUGGCCUGGGUGUUUCUAGGCUCUUGGUGUCUUAUUGGAGGAAUGGAAAUAAAGGUGCACAUAAAUUGCCAAUA
Molecule: messenger RNA, 2680 nt
Organism: Phodopus roborovskii (desert hamster)
Lineage: Eukaryota; Metazoa; Chordata; Mammalia; Rodentia; Cricetidae
Gene: Ap1g2
Product: adaptor related protein complex 1 subunit gamma 2
Exons: 21
Coding region: 232-2589 (785 amino acids)
Biological process (GO): receptor-mediated endocytosis; Golgi to vacuole transport; intracellular protein transport
Cellular component (GO): membrane coat; AP-1 adaptor complex; Golgi apparatus
Molecular function (GO): clathrin-cargo adaptor activity
Source: RefSeq, a predicted model, not a curated record